Messenger RNA from Budorcas taxicolor (takin), 4099 nucleotides. It is a transcript of the gene BCLAF1, whose product is annotated as BCL2 associated transcription factor 1. Bases 222 to 2981 code for a protein of 919 amino acids. The record is from RefSeq and is a predicted model, not a curated record. The transcript has 13 exons. NCBI's taxonomy places the organism in Eukaryota, Metazoa, Chordata, Mammalia, Artiodactyla, Bovidae. Gene Ontology annotation, biological process: positive regulation of transcription by RNA polymerase II. Gene Ontology annotation, molecular function: DNA binding; transcription coregulator activity. Gene Ontology annotation, cellular component: mediator complex.
GGAGAGGAGCUAGCGCGUCGAAGAUACCUCUAUGGUUUUCCUCCCGUUCUUGAGUGGGGAAAUGGCCGCUGUGUAGUUACCGGUGAGAUAAGUCCCGGGAACCGUCCUUCGGCGUGUCAGGAAUUUAAUUUCUCAGAACAUUCUCUCCUGGAAGAAUCUUACAGUUUCUCAAAGACUUCAGUUGACUGCUUGAUCCUGCAUAAAACCCAAGGAGAAAAGAAAUGGGUCGCUCCAAUUCUAGAUCACAUUCUUCAAGAUCAAAGUCUAGAUCACAGUCUAGUUCUCGAUCAAGAUCAAGAUCACACUCAAGGAAGAAGAGAUACAGGUCUCGUUCCAGGACGUAUUCAAGAUCUCGUAGUAGAGAUCGAAUUUAUUCUAGAGAUUAUCGUCGAGAUUACAGAAAUAAUAGAGGAAUGAGACGACCUUAUGGGUACAGAGGAAGGGGUAGAGGGUAUUAUCAAGGAGGAGGAGGUAGAUAUCAUCGAGGUGGAUAUAGACCUGUUUGGAAUAGAAGACAUUCUAGGAGUCCUCGACGAGGUCGUUCACGUUCCAGGAGUCCAAAAAGAAGAUCUGUUUCUUCUCAAAGAUCCCGAAGCAGAUCUCGCCGAUCAUAUAGAUCCUCUAGGUCUCCAAGAUCAUCAUCUUCUCGUUCUUCGUCCCCUUAUAGCAAGUCUCCUGUCUCUAAAAGACGAGGGUCUCAGGAAAAACAAACCAAAAAAGCUGAAGGGGAACCUCAAGAAGAGAGUCCUUUGAAAAAUAAAUCACAGGAGGAACCGAAAGAUGCAUUUGAACACGACCCGUCUGAAUCUAUUGAUGAAUUUAAUAAAUCAUCGGCCACAUCUGGUGAUAUUUGGCCUGGCCUUUCAGCUUAUGAUAAUAGCCCCAGAUCGCCCCAUAGUCCUUCACCAAUUGCUACACCACCUAGUCAGAGUUCAUCUUGCUCUGAUGCCCCCAUGCUCAGUACAGUACACUCUGCAAAAAACACACCCUCUCAGCAUUCACAUUCCAUUCAGCAUAGUCCUGAAAGAUCUGGGUCUGGUUCUGUUGGAAAUGGAUCAAGUAGAUACAGCCCUUCUCAGAAUAGUCCAAUUCAUCACAUCCCUUCACGAAGAAGCCCUGCAAAGACAAUCACACCACAGAAUGCUCCAAGAGAUGAGGCUAGGGGACGUUCCUCAUUUUAUCCUGAUGGUGGAGAUCAGGAAACUGCAAAGACAGGAAAAUUCUUAAAAAGGUUCACAGAUGAAGAGUCUAGAGUAUUCCUGCUUGAUAGGGGUAAUACCAGGGAUAAAGAGGCUCCAAAGGAGAAAGGAUCAGAGAAAGGGAGGGCAGAGGGAGAAUGGGAAGAUCAGGAAGUUCUAGAUUACUUCAGUGAUAAAGAAUCUGGAAAACAAAAGUUUAAUGAUUCAGAAGGGGAUGACACAGAGGAGACAGAGGAUUAUAGACAGUUCAGGAAGUCAGUUCUUGCAGAUCAGGGUAAAAAUUUUGCUACUACGUCUCAUCGGAAUACUGAGGAGGAAGGACCCAAGUACAAGUCCAAAGUUUCAUUGAAAGGCAAUAGAGAAAGUGAUGGAUUUAGAGAAGAAAAAAAUUACAAACUUAAAGAGACUGGAUAUGUAGUGGAAAGGCCUAGCACUGCAAAAGAUAAGCACAAGGAAGACGACAAAAAUUCUGAGAGAAUAACAGUAAAGAAAGAAACUCAGUCACCUGAGCAGGUAAAGUCUGAAAAGCUCAAAGACCUCUUUGAUUACAGUCCCCCUCUACACAAGAAUCUGGAUGCUCGAGAAAAGUCUACCUUCAGAGAAGAGAGCCCACUUAGGAUCAAAAUGAUAGCCAGUGAUUCUCAUCGUCCUGAAGUCAAACUCAAAAUGGCACCUGUUCCUCUUGAUGAUUCUAACAGACCUGCUUCCUUGACUAAAGACAGACUGCUUGCUAGUACACUUGUCCAUUCUGUCAAGAAGGAGCAAGAAUUCCGAUCCAUCUUUGACCACAUUAAGUUGCCACAGGCCAGCAAAAGCACAUCUGAGUCAUUUAUUCAACACAUUGUGUCCUUGGUUCAUCAUGUUAAAGAGCAAUACUUCAAAUCAUCUUCAAUGACCCUAAACGAGAGGUUCACUUCGUAUCAGAAAGCCACUGAAGAACAUAGUGCCAGGCAAAAGAGCCCUGAGAUACACAGGAGAAUUGACAUCUCUCCAAGUGCCCUGAGGAAGCAUACCCGUUUAGCAGGGGAAGAGAGAGUUUUUAAAGAAGAAAAUCAAAAGGGAGAUAAAAAAUUAAGAUGUGAUUCUGCUGAUCUUCGGCAUGACAUAGACCGUCGGAGAAAAGAAAGAAGUAAAGAACGGGGGGAUUCCAAGGGCUCCAGGGAAUCCAGUGGAUCAAGAAAGCAGGAAAAAACUCCAAAAGAUUACAAGGAAUACAAAUCUUACAAAGAUGACAGUAAACAUAAAAGUAGAGAGCAAGAUCAUUCUCGAUCUUCAUCCUCUUCAGCAUCACCUUCUUCUCCUAGUUCUCGAGAAGAAAAGGAGAGUAAGAAGGAAAGAGAAGAAGAAUUUAAAACUCACCAUGAGCUGAAAGAAUACUCAGGCUUUGCAGGAGUUAGCCGACCACGAGGAACCUUUUUUCGAAUUAGAGGCAGAGGAAGAGCCAGAGGAGUUUUUGCUGGGACAAAUACUGGUCCAAACAACUCAAAUACUACUUUUCAAAAGAGACCGAAGGAAGAGGAAUGGGAUCCAGAAUAUACCCCAAAGAGCAAGAAGUACUUCUUGCAUGAUGACAGAGAUGAUGGUGUGGAUUAUUGGGCCAAAAGAGGAAGAGGUCGUGGUACUUUUCAACGUGGCAGAGGGCGCUUUAACUUCAAAAAGUCAGGUAGCAGUCCAAAGUGGACUCAUGACAAAUACCAAGGGGACGGGAUUGUUGAAGAUGAAGAAGAGACCAUGGAAAAUAAUGAAGAAAAGAAGGACAGACGCAAAGAAGAAAAGGAAUAGGAAAUCUGAAGUAAGAUUGCAACAGAGAACAGAACUUGCACCCACCAUUUUUUUUUACAUGAUUUUUGUUUUCAAAUAAGAAUGUAAGCAUUUUACUUAAAUUUUACUGUUUGCAAGUAGUCUAGAGAAAUUUUGUUUUGAAUCUUCAAAUAUCUUGAAAAAUAGUAGACUGUAUGUUGAAAAUUGUACUGAAAUAAAGUAGAAAAUUGUUACGUACCAUAUUUGUAACUAUCAACUUUUAAAAAAAUAUAUACUUUUACUGUUUUUGUUACAUGCAUUGUAAUUCUGCUUUGUCUAUAAGAUAUGGUCAAGUACAGCUCUGUGAAAGUUCUGAUUCUCUUCCCUCCCUGUUUGUGUUAAUGUUUAUUCUGAAGUAAACGUUAGCUCUACAUAAAAAUCCCUGAAGAGGAAUUGUCUAUAGAGACCACACUAAUUAUUUUAACUGUAUACAUCUGUUUAACAUUCUCCUUAAUUCAAACACACUACAUUGUAGGGUGACUAAUUUUUGAAGUGUACCAUGGAAAAAGUUGUUAUUUUGGUAAACUAAACUAAUUUAACAUCUCAUCAAAUGUUUAAGAUGGAAAAAAGCUUUGCCAAUAGCUCAAAAGUACUAGCUGUUAAAAGUUAAAUUGAAAAGUAUGAAAAAAAUUUUUUCUUAAACUGAAAGCAAGCAGUGGGCUAUAAAAAACAUUUUUAGGAGUCUUUACUAUUUGCAUUCAAAAUUCAGUGUUCUCUGUUUUAUUUGAACGUUUGAGUCAUGGUCUUAGAUAUCAGUUCUUUGAGAGAGGAAUCUGGUUUGUAAUAAUACAAACAAAACCCCCAUUCCCACUGAACGUCUUGCUUAAAAAAGAAAAACAGAACAAAGCCUGUAAUUCUGAUAUUGGUAUGGAAGAGGAUUAUUCUGCAGAAUAACUUGAUAACGUUAAAAAGAUGUGUACCUGACGUCAUAUCUCACAUACUUAUUUGAGCUUUUAGACAGCUGAAUCACUAGUUCAUAGUCUUAACUAUAACGAAUAAUAGGCAAACAGAAUAUACUGCUCAUUAGUAGUAUUUUAAGAAACUUGUUUUCCAAAUGUCACCAAUAAAAAGAUUUGACAGGAAGUUUGUCACAGCAUUGA